Coregonus clupeaformis (lake whitefish) is the source of this 4243-nucleotide messenger RNA. Its product is annotated as glutamate receptor ionotropic, delta-1. Gene Ontology annotation, cellular component: plasma membrane; postsynaptic membrane. Gene Ontology annotation, molecular function: transmitter-gated monoatomic ion channel activity involved in regulation of postsynaptic membrane potential; glutamate-gated receptor activity. Gene Ontology annotation, biological process: monoatomic ion transport; modulation of chemical synaptic transmission; synaptic transmission, glutamatergic. The transcript has 16 exons. NCBI's taxonomy places the organism in Eukaryota, Metazoa, Chordata, Actinopteri, Salmoniformes, Salmonidae. The record is from RefSeq and is a predicted model, not a curated record. The coding region runs from base 312 to 3353 and encodes 1013 amino acids.
UGCUUUUAGACAGGGUGAGCGCUGGAGAAGGCGAGAGCGAGAGACAGAACGCGGGGCUCCGCUAGCUGUCUUUGAAUACAACCGCGGGUUUCAAAACCUUUCUUCCCUGAUUUCCCCCUCACUUUUCGUUUUAAACAGUUAUUUCCCUUGUUAUAAAUAGAGUUUUUACGUUUUCUUUAGUGUUUCCUGCGUUUUGAGGGUUCUGAACGACAGUUGUGAUUUGUAGCGUUUUUGGACAUUGUUUGUGGUGCCCCAUUGGAUUGUCGAACAGCCGAGGAAGCUUGGAUGAGCUGCUUCGCUAAAAGCCGGAGAUGGAGUUGCUGUUGAUCUGCCUUUCGCUGUGGAUAUUGCAAUGCAAUUCUGCCGGAGCAGACUCCAUCAUUCAUAUUGGUGCCAUAUUUGAGGAAAAUGCUGGAAGGGAUGAUGAAAUUUUCCAACUUGCCAUUUCUGACCUAAGUCUCAACGACGACAUUCUACAAAGCGAGAAAAUCACCCAUUCUGUAAAACUGAUCGAGGCUAACAACCCAUUUCAAGCGGUGCAGGAAGCCUGUGAGCUGAUGAACCAGGGCAUUCUGGCUCUGGUAACGUCUACAGGCUGUGCAUCCGCCAACGCCCUCCAGUCCUUGACCGACGCCAUGCACAUACCCCACCUGUUUAUCCAGAGAAACGGCCAGGGCACGCCUCGCACCGCCUGCCACCUCAACCCAAGCCCUGACGGGGAGAGCUACACCCUGGCCACCCGCCCGCCCGUACGCCUCAACGACGUCAUGCUGACCCUGGUCACUGAGCUGCGCUGGCAGAAGUUCAUCAUCUUCUAUGAUGCUGACUAUGACAUCCGUGGACUGCAGACAUUCCUGGAUCAGGCGUCUCGGCAGGGUCUGGACGUGUCUCUGCAGAGGGUGGACCGCAACGUGAGCAGGGUGUUCACCAACCUCUUCAGCACCAUGAGGACCGAGGAGCUCAACCGCUACCGGGACACGCUGCGGCGGGCCGUGCUGCUUAUGAGCCCCCGAGGAGCACAGGUGUUCAUCAAUCAGGCUGUGGAAACCAACCUGGCAUCAAAGGACAGCCACUGGGUCUAUGCCAAUGAGGAGGUGAGUGACACAGAAAUCAUGGAGCUGGUCCACAGUUCGUUAGGCCGGAUGACCGUCAUACGGCAGAUCUUCCCUCUGUGGAGAGACACCAACAUCCGCUGCAUGAGGAACAACCACCGCAUCUCAUCCCUGCUCUGUGACCCCCAGGAGGGCUACCUGCAGUCCCUGGAGGUCUCCAACUUGUACUUGUAUGACAGUGUGCUGAUGUUGGCCAACGCCUUCUACAGUAAGCUGGAGGACAGGAAGUGGCAUAGCAUGGCCAGUCUGAACUGCAUGAGGAAGUCCACCAAGCCUUGGAAUGGAGGCUGGUCUAUGCUGGACACCAUCCAGAAGAGACGGAUCACCGGGCUCACAGGAAUGAUGGACUUCCGUGCAGGAGGUUCCAACUCCCACGUCCAGUUUGAGAUCCUGGGGACCAGCUACAGUGAGACAUUUGGGAAAGAUGUAAAACGGUUGGCAACUUGGGACUCAACUCGUGGGCUGAACGGUAGUCUAAAGGAGAGUCGGAUAGAAAACGGCAUGCAAGGAGUGACGGUCAAGGUGGUAACAUUACUGGAGGAUCCCUUUGUGAUGGUAGCUGAGAACAUCCUUGGCCAGCCUAAACGCUACAAAGGCUUCUCCAUAGAUGUUCUGGAUUCUCUGGCCAAGAUCCUGGGCUUCAGGUAUGAGAUCUACCAGGUGGCCGAUGGGAAGUAUGGCUCCCCUACCUCAAAUGGCUCCUGGAACGGCAUGAUCGGAGAUCUCAUCAGUAAGCGAGCAGACAUGGCAGUAUCAGCCAUCACCAUAACUCCAGAGAGGGAGAGCGUGGUGGACUUUAGCAAGCGCUACCUGGACUACUCCGUGGGGAUUCUGAUGAGGAAGUCAGAGGAGAAGAUCAAUAUCUUCUCUCUCCUAGCGCCCUUUGACCUGGCCGUGUGGGCGUGCAUCGCAGCCGCCAUCCCCGUGGUCGGGGUCAUGAUCUUCAUCCUGAGGCGCGUCCAGUCAGUCCGCUCCCAGAAUCCCCCAGGGGGACACCAGGCCACCUCUGUGUCCACCUCCCUGCAGAGCGCCAUCUGGAUUGUCUACGGAGCCUUUGUGCAGCAAGGGGGAGACUCCAUCCUGGGUUCUGUGGCUCUGCGUAUCGUCAUGGGCAGCUGGUGGCUCUUCACCCUCAUUGUGUGUUCCUCCUACACGGCCAAUCUGGCAGCCUACCUCACUGUGUCCCGAAUGGACAACGCUGUACGGACGUUCCAGGACUUGUCCAAGCAGAUGGACCUAGCCUAUGGAACAGUGAGAGACUCAGCAGUGUACGAGUACUUCAGAGCCAAAGGCACCAACGCUCUGGAGCAGGACAGCACCUUCGCUGAGCUCUGGAGAACCAUCAACAAGAACAACGGACAUGAACACUCAGUCUCCAGCCCCUCUGAAGGCAUCCGCAAGGCGAAGAGAGAAUCCUUUGCCUUCCUGUGGGACAUGGCUGUGGUGGAGUAUGCUGCUCUGACAGAUGAUGACUGCACCCUGACGGUGACCGGCAACAGUAUGAGCAGUAAGGGCUACGGCCUGGCCCUGCAGCACGGCAGCCCCUACAGAGACCUCUUCUCCCAGAAGAUUCUGGAGCUGCAGGAAAAAGGGGACCUGGACAUCCUGAAACAGAAGUGGUGGCCCAGGAAGGGCCGAUGUGACCUGGACAGCCACUCAGAGGCCCAGCCAGAGGGCAGGGCUCUGAGGCUCCACAGCUUCGCUGGGGUCUUCUGCAUCCUGGCAGCAGGGCUGCUGCUGGCCUGCCUGGUGGCCGCCCUGGAGACCUGGUGGAGCAGCAACCGCUGCCGGCGUGAGCAGCCCAAAGAGGACAAAGAGGUGAAUCUAGAGCAGGUACACCAGCGUUUGAACAGCCUCCUGGACGAGGACAUGGCGCACAAGCAGCUGCCGGGCCAAUCUAUCGAGAUCUCUGCCCUGGACAUCGGCAGCAUGCAGCCCAGCCAGUCCCUGGAAGGCCUGCCUUCACGGGACCACUACCCGAUCAACCACAGGGGGUCGCUCUCUGUGACCACCUUCCUCCAGGAGGGACAUGGGGCAGGAAGGACACUCGGCAGGGGCUCUGGCAGAACCCUCCCCCUACCCCUCAGCAGCGCCACCAUGCCCUCUAUCCGCUGCAAACACAGGGCGCCCAACGGGGGGCUCUUCCGACAGAGCCCCAUCAAGAUGCCAAUGUCAUACCAGUCAGUGCCCGGAGGACCCAUUCCAGAAGCCAUUGAUGGAAACCACGGGACUUCCAUCUGAGCACUCAGCCUCAGCCCAAUCACAGACACUUAAACCCCAUGUUGUCUGGUUCUAACAUGCAUCCUUUGUCCUGAUCCUGUCCACACUCUGAUUGAGCCUACAUUUUUAGAAAGGUGUAGACGAUUAAAAGACACAUUGUGAUCUGACCGUGAUCUGGAUGUAAACAGAUCUGGACAGUGAAAGCAUAAAUCAUCAUUAUACCGCCCUCUAAAACCAUUGACAGGUGGCACCAUUGACUUAUGGCAUGAAUAUGUGUCUUAAAAUUUUAAAUAUAUAUAUUUUGAAAGAAUAUCUGUCAAAUAAUUUGCAUACAUGGAGGGACCAGGAAGUCUGGUCACAAUGCGGACACAGUGGAUGGAUAAGACACAUUUGUAGAUGUAUGUCUGAAAAUGUGGGCCCAAUCAGAAUGUGGACACAGGACUCAUGUUAGAACCAGGUAUAUAUGGGGCUUCAGGCUCGGCUGUGGUGAGCUAUACAGAGUGAAUUGUGAGAGGUGGUAUAAAUAUGGAUGGCAAGAAAAUGUUUUUUUUUUAACCGCUGAGGAAAUAUGGAGGAAAACAACAUGAGGAAAAUGACUUUCAUGUACAUAUUUGUAAUUAUGGACAACAAGAGGUGAGAAAAUAAAAAAAAAGUGUAUUUUGAAUAUUCUCAAUUUUUUAAAGUUGAGUUUAAAAAACAGAUACAAAAGUAUUUAAACAUGACUGUUUGAAUGGAUUUGUAAAUUUUGUUCUAAAUUAAUAAAGGUGAUAAUUCCUUGUAGUUGUUUUCUAAGUGCCAAGUUCAAAGAUGUUUUCUUUAAAAUGAACAUUAUAUGAAUGUAUCCAAUUUAUGAAAAGACACUUACUUCACACUUCAAAGACAGUGUAAAGAGUUGAUUUGUUUAGUAUGAA